AUGGAAGAGGAUUCCAGGGAGAAGGCUUUUCGGUUCGUCGCCUACUCGGCGGUCUCGUUCUCGUUGAUCGCGUUGAUCAGCGUUUUCGUGACUCUUCCGCUCGUCAACAACUACAUCCAUUCGGUGCAUUUGCGUGUGCACGAUGAGAUGCAAUUCUGCAAGUUGUCGGCACGCGAUGUGAUGAUGGAGAUGCACAAUUUCCGCGCGACACCGCAAAAGAAUUUGCCGUUUUUUUUGCGGCGCUCGUCGAAUGAGACCGCGCAUCGUCUCAAACGGCAGGCCGGCGGAUGCCAGGGCUGCUGUCUGCCAGGUCUGCCCGGACCCGACGGACCACCGGGCAAGAAUGGAGCGCCGGGACGGCCGGGCGCGCCGGGAGCGCCCGGAUUCCCAGGACGUCCGCCGGCGGUGUGCGAGGAGGUCACCGAGCCGCCGUGCACGCCGUGUCCGCCUGGCGAGCCGGGACCGCCGGGACCGCCAGGAGAGGCUGGCAAUCCGGGACAGCCGGGACAUCCGGGACGAAACGGAAACGACGGAGGCGCCGGACCACAAGGACCACCGGGACCGCCGGGAAACAACGGCGAGCCGGGACGCGACGGACCACGCGGCGAGCCCGGACGACCGGCCAUCUCGACGCCAGCGCUUCCCGGAGAUCCAGGAGCACCGGGAGAGCCGGGACCGCCAGGACUGCCAGGAGAUCAAGGACAACCGGGUCGGCCAGGAAACGAUGGAGCGCCUGGACCGCAGGGGCCACCGGGACCCGCCGGACAACAAGGAAACCUGGGACAGGCGGGACCACCGGGACCGCCGGGACAGCCGGGACCACAAGGAGAACGAGGAAUCUGCCCGAAGUAUUGCGCGCUCGACGGCGGCGUGUUCUUCGAGGACGGCACGCGUCGAUAA
This is a messenger RNA of Caenorhabditis bovis, 900 nucleotides long. Lineage: Eukaryota; Metazoa; Nematoda; Chromadorea; Rhabditida; Rhabditidae. The record is from the annotation of a GenBank genome assembly.